This is a messenger RNA of Chelonoidis abingdonii (Abingdon island giant tortoise), 2382 nucleotides long. It is a transcript of the gene ZFAND2B, whose product is annotated as zinc finger AN1-type containing 2B. Gene Ontology annotation, biological process: protein targeting to ER; proteasome-mediated ubiquitin-dependent protein catabolic process. The record is from RefSeq and is a predicted model, not a curated record. Gene Ontology annotation, cellular component: endoplasmic reticulum; cytoplasm. Gene Ontology annotation, molecular function: zinc ion binding. Lineage: Eukaryota; Metazoa; Chordata; Testudines; Testudinidae.
AUGUCUGAGCCAGCAGAUGAAGGCUCAACCCUGCAGCGUGAGGGUCCUUGGCUAGAGGAAGUGGAGGAGCGGGAAUCUUAUCUGCAGGGGACCGCCGCAAGGCCCACGCCACAUGGGUCGAACCGAAGCGCACUGUCCGAGCGACCUGCAAACGCACUGGACUUUCUCCCUCUGAAGUGCGACGCGUGCGAGCAGAUAUUCUGCACCGACCACAUCACCUACACCCAGCACCAGUGUACUUCUGCCUACAAGAAGGAUGUGCAGGUCCCCGUGUGCCCCCUCUGCAGCAUCCCCAUCCCUGUCCAAAAGGGGCAGAUGCCUGAUGUGGUGGUGGGGCAGCACAUCGACCGAGACUGCAAAUCGGACCCGGCCCAGCGCAAGCGCAAGAUUUUCACCAAUAAGUGUCUGAAGCCCGGCUGCAAGCAGAGGGAGAUGAUGAAGGUGAUCUGCGACCAGUGCCACGGGAACUUCUGCCUCAAGCACCGGCACCCCCUGGAUCACGACUGCAAUGGGGCGGGGCGCCCCCUCUCCAGAGCCGGACAUGCUGCGGUCGCAAGAGCCCAACCAUCCUCCUCUGUGGCAGCUGGGACAUCGAGCAGAGGAGUUUCCAGGCCGGCAGCCGGCCCCCCUACUCCAGCCCCAAGCAGAGGCGGCGUGAUGGCGACACCGCAGCCCAGCAGCACCUCGCCCCCAGCUGUUGCACUGCAGAAUGGACUGAGCGAAGAGGAGGCGCUGCAGCGAGCCCUGGAGAUGUCCCUGGCAGAAUCGGCGCCUGGCUUGGCACGAGCGCUCAGCAGUGCGCAGGAGGAGGAGGACCUGGCCCUGGCGCGGGCGCUAGCCGCGAGCGAGGAGGAGUACCAGAGGCGGCAGCAGCAGCAGGCCCAGAGCCGGAGUUCGAGGCCAUCAGACUGCAGCAUGUUCUAGGCUAGGAGCACCACAAUGCCUAGGGCCUCUCUGCAGUGCCGCCGGGUACCAUCACCCAGCUCUGCCAGGCCCUGCCCGAGCGCCACCUGCAGAGGGCCAGCGGGGGCUUCUCCUGCCCAAAGGCUGCUGCUCCUGCUCCCUGAACAGUAGACUGGAGCUGAACAGCGAGCUCCCGCCGUCGCUUUGAGCUGCACGGGGCCACCCCAUUCUCCCAGCCCAGAGCCGGCUGCAGCUGCAUGGGAGGUGCGACCUGCAGCCGCCAGCAGGCUGGCCUUAGCCGGGGAGGAGGAGCAGUGGCAGCAGCGUUGGGAUCAAGGGUGGGUGUUGUGCCUCGGUCCCUCACCCCCCUGGCACAGUGCCGCAAGUAGGGUGUACUGGGGGGGUGCCCCUGGCCUGGAGGUGGAGUGUUCCAGCCGGGGUGUCCGACCCCAAUACCUUCGCUCUAACCUGGGCUGGGUCAUGUCCAGCCCCCUGCCCCACACACUACACAGGGGUGAGGGCAGCCCCCCAGCUCAGCGCUGCCCUGCACCGCGCAGGGGGGCCCUGCUGGAUGUUUUAACAGGACUGGCUGCUCUGCUCUCUUCUCCCUUCCUAUGCCAGGCUGUCUGGGCAGGAACUGUCCCCCCUGGGGUGCCCAGUGGGGUUGAGGGGUUGUAGCCUCAGUCAAUGGCUGGGUAACGCUCAUUUCCCCCCAUGGAGACAGCCCUGGCCACAUCAGGCACAGGGGGGACCUGUACCUGCACUCUGUGCUGUUCACACUAUGUAGCAGAGCCCCCUGCCCCACAAGGCCUGGCACCAUAAUCCCUAGGCAGCCCCUGCUGUCCUCCAGGCAGGGCUCAGCUGGGGGCCAGGCCAGCCUUUCUCAAUCCCUCCCCUGAACUCGGCUGCUGGAUGUGGGGCAGGAAGAGCAGCUGUCCUGUUUCUCAUGGGAACACGGCCCCUCCGCACAGUGAUCACUGACCGCUCCACUGCCUCUGCCAAGAGCCCCCCGCCCCAAACCAGCCCUUGCCCUAAGGCAUCGCUGACCUCCAAGGGGAGCCCUGGUGGGGUGUCUCCCGUGGCUAUAGGGACCAGACCUCGGGUGUCUUCCCCAGACCAGCCCCUUCUAUUCCUGCUGAAUUCAGGGCUAGGGGGCUGGCGUGGUGUGAGGCCGGGGCCCUGGCAGCAGGCUGCUGGGGUGGGGGGCUGGCUCUCCUCAGCCCGGGCCCUUUGCCGGCAUACGCUGCCUGAGGCGCUCAGUGUAGACACUUGGACACGCUGGGAGCUGCUUCCCCUCCAGCUCUGGGUGCUGCGGGUAACUGCUGCACCUUCUGCAGCUGGCGGGCCAGGGUCUGUGGCUGCCAUCUCCCUGCACCCUGAGCGUGUGCCUGGCCCGGCUGUGGCACUCAGGAGUGGGAGCUCUGCAGGGCUUGAGCUGUCUAGCUGCUAAGUGCUGCCUCAAGAAAAAUAAAGUCCUAC